Molecule: messenger RNA, 493 nt
Organism: Poecilia latipinna (sailfin molly)
Lineage: Eukaryota; Metazoa; Chordata; Actinopteri; Cyprinodontiformes; Poeciliidae
Product: LYR motif-containing protein 4B
Exons: 3
Coding region: 61-423 (120 amino acids)
Biological process (GO): iron-sulfur cluster assembly
Cellular component (GO): mitochondrion; L-cysteine desulfurase complex
Source: RefSeq, a predicted model, not a curated record
GAAAUCAGGGUCCUGGAACUCAAACGGAAAGAGGGACGGAGCCGCAUAUCGUGUAGCAUCAUGGCUGCUUCCACUCGGUCUCAGGUGAUUUCUCUGUACAAGAUGAUGCUGAAGGAGAGCAGCAGGUUCCCCUCCUACAACUACAGGACGUAUGCACUGCGGCGUGUUCGUGAUGCCUUCAGGGCCAACAGGGAAGUGGAAGAUCCGAAAGCAGUGGAGAGGCUGAUGGAUGAGGGAGAGCAGAUGCUGGCGCUGAUUCAGAGACAGACGUUUCGCCGGAGGAAAGCGCUCGCCGCUACAACGCAUCAAAUACUACAGGCUGCUGCAGAAAUCCAUACUGUGGCGCUUCAGGUUUCCUCCGCUGAGUCCAGAUCCAGGCGGCGCGUUGAGGCAGAGCAGCAGGACACAGAGGAGGAAAUAUAGAUCUAAACAUCCAACAUAAACCCAUGAAAGGAGAAUAAAAUAUCAGCUGCCUGUUUAGGUUCAAUCUCUA